Molecule: messenger RNA, 1002 nt
Organism: Ogataea angusta
Lineage: Eukaryota; Fungi; Ascomycota; Pichiomycetes; Pichiales; Pichiaceae
Exons: 1
Coding region: 1-1002 (333 amino acids)
Biological process (GO): carbohydrate metabolic process; pentose-phosphate shunt; pentose-phosphate shunt, non-oxidative branch
Cellular component (GO): intracellular anatomical structure; cytoplasm
Molecular function (GO): transaldolase activity
Source: RefSeq, a predicted model, not a curated record
AUGAACUCCCUCGAGUACUUAAAACAAUGUGGCACAACUGUCGUGAUAGAUACGGGAGAAUUUGAAAGUAUACAAGCAUAUAAGCCUCAAGAUGCUACCACAAAUCCCUCGUUGAUUUUGGCAGCUGCCAAAAAAGCUGAAUACCAACAAUUGAUUGACAUUUGCGUGGAUUACGUGCUCGAAAACCACAAGAGGCUGGACACUGAAAACAAAGCUCUCAUUGCUUUGGACAGACUGCUGGUUGAGUUCGGUUCUAGAAUAUUGGAGCUCAUUCCUGGAAGAGUGUCCACGGAAGUUGACGCUCGACUAUCAUUCGACCAAAAGGCUACCGUCCGAAAAGCAUUGGAGUUAGUGUCUUUGUAUGAAGCAAAAGGGAUAUCAAAAGAGCGAGUCCUCAUAAAGAUUGCUGCCACAUACGAGGGAAUAUUAGCAGCAAGAGAAUUGGAGUCCAUUUAUGGCGUCCAUUGCAAUCUCACUCUACUGUUUUCCUUUACUCAGGCGGUGGCUUGCGCCGAGGCAGAAGUAACUUUGAUUUCGCCUUUUGUGGGUAGGAUACUGGAUUGGUAUAAGGCUAAGGGGGCAAGGCACUAUGCAAAGAAUGAAGACCCUGGUGUUGUAUCUGUGAAACAAAUAUUUCACUAUUACAAAAAGUUUGGCUAUCGUACUAUUGUUAUGGGGGCAUCAUUUAGAAACGUGGGGGAGAUUGAGGAGCUAGCAGGUUGCGAUUAUCUCACAAUUUCACCAACUUUGUUAGAAGCAAUGGUCAAUUCAAGCACCAAAAUUGAAAAAGUGCUAGAUUCAGCAAAAAGCUCUCAGUUUUGCAAAUUGGACCAAUUGGCCUUGAUUGAUAAUGAGCCAAUGUUUAGGUUCAAUUUGAAUGAAGACCAGAUGGCAACUGAAAAGCUCUCCGAGGGGAUAAGGAAGUUUGCAAGCGACACUGAAAGCUUACUGGAUCUUUUAAAAAUAAAAAUCCAGCAGAAACUUAGGGAUGCCAAGCUAUGA